AUGCCGCCCGCAAUGGCGGCCCCCUCGGUCUCCCUCUGGGAGCUGGCCGACCUCGCCAUCGGCACCCCGGAGGUGGGCGCCGUCAACUUCACGGCCCUGCACACGCUCAUCGUGGCCAUGCUCAAGAAUCUCAACCUGCAGGAUACUCGGAUCGACUUCCCGUCCCCGAUGCUCGAGCAGAGUCGCUUGUUCGAGUCCCCGCGGGUCUCAAGCAGUAGGGCGCAGCCGCAGGCGCUGGAGAGCCAGGUGAAGGACCUGGGCGGGCAGGUCCAGGACCUCAGCCUGCAGCUCAAGACCAUGGGGAGCCAGGUGCAGGCCAUCGUGGCGCACGUGCAGCACUUCCCCUCCCAGGCCGGAGGGCUGGACGCCCGGGACUGGCUGGAAGUGAAGGAUCUGCCCUUGCUUAUGCAGGGGAAGGCGCAAGUAGGGUCGACGAAAGUCCGGAAGGACGGCGAGCCGGUCCCCCAGAGCGUGGAGCUGCUCCAGGACAUCAUGGAAGACGUGAAAAUACUGAAGGAAGCCCAGCAAAAGGCGAAGGAGCAACCCGAGUUGCACCCGGAGAACCUCCUCCAACGGAUUGACGAACUGGAGAAGCUAAUUAGAGAAAGGGACGAAUUCCUGGAAACAAUGAGCUGGAAGCUCAGUGUGAUGCCUGGUGCAGAAGAAGCCACCAUGGUCACCUGGGAAGAGCUGGAGCAGGCGAUUACUGACGGCUGGAAGGCCUCACAAAUGGUCUCAGAGUCAUCAACAGGGCUUCCUAGGCGCAAAGGGCAGGGUUCCAUAACAUCAAAUGAUAAAAUUCCAAGUGGAGCCUCCACCAAGCAUCCAAGUAUUGACGAGGCUAUAGAGUCUGCCAGUGGUUUUAGCACAGAUAAGACCUUCUCGGGAACCAGUGGCAUAGGAUACUCCUCUGAAGGGGUUACUGGCAGGGAACGAAGCAAAGGUGCGUCUGCUACUGGGUUUCCUGGUAGAGAACAGCACUCAAGGGCCCGUGAAGAAGCUGGCCUAACCAAACCCCGUCCCCAGUUGAGAGCAGAGUCAGAUCGUCGCCGGGCUAGAGAGCGGCACGGCUUAGCACAUCUACGCAGAGAUGAACGAGAUACACACCUUGGCCCAGUUUAUCAGGAUGUAUCCUCCGCCACCUUGCCUAGAGAUCGGCAUGGUCAUGUGUCCCCAGAUCAGCAUGGGGGAGUGCACAUUAGCCAGGGUCAAAUCUAUGCACGGCCAGAUCAACAUGGAUUAGGACCACUUGGCAUGGAUCAGCCUGCAUUGCUACAACCUAGCACUUAUGUACGUGGUGUGGUACCCCUCACUGUGGGUCAGCUUGGAGUGAUGCCACCUGGAAUGGAUGAGCAGGAAUUGGUACUAGCUGGCAUGGCUCAGAGUGAUGCAGUGCCACCAUUGGUAUCUGGCAGAGAUCAGCAAGGAUUGGAACUACCUAGUACAGACCAGCCUGGUAUGGUUCCACUUAGCGCAUAUCCGCAUGGUGUGAUACUUCCUGGCAUAGACCAACAUGGUAUAAAACAGGCUGGCAUGCACGAGAGUGGUAUGGGACCACUUGGCACUGAUCAGCAUGGAUUGGUACCUCUUGGUGUAGAUCAGCACGGAUUUGUAAUAUUUCACACGGAUCAGCAGGGCUUGCUGUCACCUGGUUUGAUGCAAGUUGCUGCAGAUCAGCAAGGUUUUGUACAGCCCGGUUUGGGAAUAUCUGGCUUCAUACAACCUGGCACAGAGCAGCAUGAUAUGAUCCAGCCCAGUGCAGGUCAGCCUGCUUUGGUCCAACCCAGUAUAGGUCAGCCUGGUUUGGUGCAGCCUGGUACAGGUCAGCCUGGUUUGGUGCAGCCUGGUGCAGGUCAGCCUGGUUUGGUGCAGCCUGGUGCUGGUCAGCCUGGUUUAGUGCAGCCUGAUGCUGCAGGUCAGCCUGGUUUGGUGCAACCUGGUGCUGCAGGUCAGCCUGGUUUGGUGCAGCCUGGUUUGGUGCAGCCUGGUUUGGUGCAGCCUGGCGCUGCAGGUCAGCCUGGUUUGGUGCAGCCUGGUGCUGGUCAGCCUGCCUCGGUCCAACCCGGUGCAGGUCACCCUGGUUUGGUCCAGCCUGGAAUGUAUCAGCGAGGUUUUGUGCAACCUGGGAUGUAUCAGCGAGGUUUCGUGCAGCCCAGUGCAGGUCAGCCUGGCUUGGUGCAGCCUGGUGCAGGUCCACAUGGCUUUUUUCAACCUGGUGUAUCUAUGCCUGGCUUGGUUCCACCUGGUACAUAUCCACUUGGUCUGGUACAGCCUGGUGCCUAUCCACGUGGUUUCAUGCAGCCUCGUGCCGAUCAGCGUGGUUUGGUUCAACCUGUAAUAGAUCAGCAUUGGUUGAGGCAGUCUGGUACAGAUCGAGGCUUGAUACCACCAGGCACAGAGCUUCAUGGCUUUCCAACAUACCAUGCAGAUCCUCGAAGUUUUAUAUCACCACGCCCAUACCAGCAUGGUGUGGCACCUCCUGGCAGAGAUCAAUAUGGUCGGGUGUCACCACUCGUAGCCAGUCAAGGUUUGGCAUCACCAGGUAUAGACCGAGAAGGUUUGGUACCACGAGAGACUUAUCAACAAGGUUUGAUGCGUCCUGGCCCAGACCAGCAUGGCCCAAAACCAUUACGCACGAGUGUGAGAUCUGCACGCCAGGAUCAACAGCAUUUGGAAACACCUGAACCAGAGCAGCAUGACCGGGCACAUUCUGUCCCAGACUCCCAUGGCCCAGGGUACCAAGAUGUAGAUCAGUAUGUCGAGGUAGGUUUGGAUCCAAAUGAAAUACGUGACUCAAUCCGACCUGGAGUUUCUGUUCAGACUUCACCAAGCCAAGACGCCCCCUUUCUCAGGAGCACACACUCCCUUGACUAUUUAUACCGAGGCUCAUCAGAAAGGAGUGAUGUUCAGGGUGAGAAACGUGAUUCACUGGAUAAAUUGGCUCCUAGCUUCCCCAUGGCAGUGGAAACAUUUCGUCUGAUGGGAGAGCUUAUCGGCCUCUAUGUGGAGCUUAAGGAGAACAUAAAGGAUCUGGAUGAUGAACAAGCUGGCCAAACAGACUUGGAGAAGAUCCAGUACCUGCUGGCACUGAUGGUCAAGAAGUCCAUACCCACUGACCUGCAGGAACAGCUGAAGACCUUAAAGGCCUUGACCAAAGAAGUUCAGCAGGAAAAAGCAAAACUGGAGAAGAUGAACAGGAUCCUGGAGGGGGAGGGGGAGCAAGAAACAGGAAAGGAGGUGAAAGCUGGCCAGCUGAGCCUGCAGCUGGGUAUCCUCAGAGUCACUGUGGCUGACAUCGAGAAGGAGCUGGCGGAGCUGAGGGAGAGUCAAGAACGGGGCAAGGUCAGCAUGGAACAUUCGGUCUCCGAAGCCUCCCUUUACCUGCAGGAUCAGUUAGACAAGCUCAGGACGAUCAUCGAGAACAUGCUGGCCUCGUCCUCCACGCUGCUGUCCAUGAGCAUGAGCGCGGCCCCGCACAAGCUCCUGACCACCCUGGCACCCGGCCAGAUCGACCCUGCGGCCACCUGCCCAGCCUGCAGCCUGGACCUGAGUCACCAGGUCAGCACGCUGGUGCAGCGCUACGAGCAGCUCCAGGACAUGGUCAGCAACCUGGCUGCCUCCCGGCCCUCCAAGAAGGCCAAGCUGCAGAGCCAGGAUGAAGAGCUGCUGGGCCGCGUCCAGAGUGCCAUCCUGCAGGUACAGGGCGACUGUGAGAAACUCAGCAUCACCACCGGCAGCCUCAUCGAGGACCAUCGGCGGAAGCAGAAGGACAUCGAAGUGUUGUACCAGGGUCUGGAGAAGCUGGAGAAGGAAAAGGCCAACAGGGAACACCUGGAGAUGGAGAUCAACGUGAAAGCCGACAAGAGUGCCCUGGCGGCCAAAGUGAGCCGUGUCCAGUUUGACGCCACCACGGAACAGCUGAACCGCAUGAUGCGGGAGCUGGUGGCCAAGAUGAGCGGGCAGGAGCAGGACUGGCAAGAGAUGCUGGACAAGCUCCUGGCGGAGAUGGACGGCAAGCUGGACCGCCUGGAGCUCGACCCAGUGAAGCAGUCACUGGAGGAUCGCUGGAAAUCCUUGCGACUGCAGCUCAAAGAGCGUUCUCCACUCUACCAGGCGGACGAGGCAGCCGCCAUGCGGAGGCAGCUCCUGGCACAUUUCCACUGCCUCUCAUGUGACCGUCCCCUGGAGACGCCUGUGACUGGAGAAGUCAUCCCCCUGACUCCUGUGGGCCCAGGCCUGCCCGGGCACCGGUCCACCCGCCCCUACACGGUCUUUGAACUGGAGCAGGUCCGGCAGCAGAGCCGCAACCUGAAGCUGGGCAGCGCUGCCUUCCCGCGGGGCAACCUGGGGCAGACGGAGCGGAGCGUGGGGCGCCUGCGCAGCAUGCACUCCAAGAUGCUGAUGGACAUUGAGAAGGUGCAGAUCCACUUCGGGGGCUCGGUCAAGGCCAGCAGCCAGAUGAUCCGCGAGCUGCUGCACGCCCAGUGCCUCAGCUGCCCCUGCUACAGACGGCUGCCAGAUGCGGCCGAUCACACCUACCCGAGGGCGCCCCGGCGCUGCGGGGGCAGCCACACCCUCACCUACCCCUACCGCCGCAACCGCCUGCAGCACCUGGCACAGGGCCUGUACCCCACCGAGGAGAUCCAGAUCGCCAGGAAGCAUGACGAGGUGGAUAUCCUGGGCCUGGACGGACAUAUUUACAAGGGACGGAUGGAUACAAGGCUGCCGGACAUCCUGAACAAAGACAAUUUGGGGAUAAAGCACAAGGCCAAGCAGUCCCAGCCCCAUGUGCACCGGCAGCGGUCGCUCAGCGACAGCACUCAGCUGCCCUCACGGCCCCAGAGCGCUCAGAUGCUGGCUGGCAACAACUCAGGUCCUUCUCUUCAACGGAAAGACAGACCCGUCUCCACCGAGGGGCGCCUCUCCCAGCCCAAUACAGCUCACCUGCCCAGUGAGAUGGCAGACCUGCCAGCGGGGCUGGAGAUGCACAUGGACGUGCCUCCUGGGGAGGGGCUCGAGGAGCCCACCCGGGGGCCGCGGUCCACCACUUCUCACUGAGCAGAGCUAUAAAUAAAUGUUGAGGAGAAAGCUUGGGGCCAUGCAGCUUCUCUGGUCCUGGCUCAGGAAGGUGGAGUGAGAGGGAGGGGCCGCUGCAGGUCGGGUGGCACACCUCUUGCAGCCCGACCAUUAGGCCAUGGCCCCCAAACAGGUUGAGCUGUUCUCUGAGGGUGCCAGGGCUUCGAGAGGGCUGCGUGUUGCACCCAGGGCCAGGAAGAGGCAGCACAGGCCAGACCCCAGGCUCCGGGGACCGGCGGGCCUGCAAGCGGUCUGCCCUCUCCUGACCCCGGCUGGACCCAGUGCUGUGGCCUUCUCUGGCACCGGCACUGCCUUCCAUCUGGGGAGGCUGGCCAGGGCACUCUGGUGAGGUUGGGAUGCUUCAUGUCUGUGCUCGAGCUGUACCUUGUGUAUCUUGGAGCAAAGGUAAGGGUGGCAGCCCUCCUGCUGCUGGCAGGGAGGCUCCUGGCACAUCCUGGGGGGGAGCGGUGCCACCAGCACCUGGGAAGGUUCCUGUUUGCUGUCCUCUGUGGCUUACCCUUGAGUGGCUGCUGCAGACGCAGGAGGGGCGCAGACCCAGGGGCCGCCAGGGCUAGGUCGUGUCCCUGUUCCCCUCCCCUCCCCAGGAAGAUAGAGCAGAAGUGUGCCUGGCAUUUGCCAAGGGGUCUUGAGGCCUGGCCCUUGUCCUGCUCCAGUGUCACCCCAAACAGGCAAGAGGGCUCACUGCUGUCCCCCAAGUCAACUGUAAGGGACAAGCCCGUCCCCAAUCAAAGCCCCAGGGACAAGGGAGACCUGCCCCGCACCCGGACGGAGGCCUCUGCAGUCAUGGAAGCAGUUUUCUGCCUUCAGAUCUGUUCUCAGCAGCUCC
Messenger RNA from Eubalaena glacialis (North Atlantic right whale), 5923 nucleotides. RefSeq names its product glutamine rich 2 (gene QRICH2). The record is from RefSeq and is a predicted model, not a curated record. The transcript is spliced from 20 exons. Lineage: Eukaryota; Metazoa; Chordata; Mammalia; Artiodactyla; Balaenidae. The coding region runs from base 1 to 5058 and encodes 1685 amino acids.